This is a messenger RNA of Penicillium manginii, 870 nucleotides long. RefSeq lists its product as uncharacterized. The record is from RefSeq and is a predicted model, not a curated record. Lineage: Eukaryota; Fungi; Ascomycota; Eurotiomycetes; Eurotiales; Aspergillaceae. Bases 1 to 870 code for a protein of 289 amino acids. The transcript is spliced from 2 exons.
AUGAGCACAACAAUUGUCUCCACAAGUAUAACCGAGACGGGCAUUAUUCCCUUGACAACGGCCUUCACGCCUCCGGAUUCAUGUGUCAGUAACCUGUGGCUCGCGAGUACCAGCGACAAGACAUGGAUGAACCUGGGACCCUUAAGCGACCAUACUGAGUGCCUUCCAUCCGGCUGGGCGAAAACGAGCUAUUAUUCCCCAGGGAUAUGCCCCUCAGGUUAUGGGAUUGCAGCCAGCGGUCUCGUGGAUCAUGGAUCUGUUACCGAAACCCAGGCGACAUGCUGCCCAACACUAGAUGGCCACACGUAUGUAACCCGACCGGGAAAGUCAUCGACAGUAUCUGAGUCGAUAGACUGUAUAUGGAGCCCUGGUCCGGAUGUCACCACCGAAUUCACAUAUACAUGGACCGAAAACGAUACUACGUCGAGCUCGACCACUGCGCUGAGCCUCAGUGAACAUGUCAACGCGUAUGGCGUCUAUAUCCGAUGGCAGUCAACCGAUAGCAGCACGCCUGCAACCAAUACUGCGACUACUACCAGCGCGGCUACAAUUGGAACAACCACCGGUUCAACCAGCGCAGCUGCUGCAUCCUCGACCUCCACAGAAUCGUCCGGCUCGUCAGGACUCUCGACGGGAGCCAAAGCCGGUGUUGGUGUCGGUGUAGCUGCCGGAGCAAUUCUAUUGAUAGCACUUCUAGCGCUCUUCUUGAUCCGACGACGACGGUCGAAGAACCAAGUCCCCCCACCAAUCGAGAUGCCGACAGAACAUUCACAGCCUGCACCGCAGCAUUUCGUGGAGCUACCUGCAAAUAACGAUACGCCAGAGUUGGACUCGGACAACCUGAGAAAAUAUGAGAAUCAUUCAUUCUAG